Messenger RNA from Linum trigynum, 216 nucleotides. NCBI's taxonomy places the organism in Eukaryota, Viridiplantae, Streptophyta, Magnoliopsida, Malpighiales, Linaceae. The record is from the annotation of a GenBank genome assembly.
AUGGUAUCAGAGCUUACCACAGCUGAUUCAGAGAGGCCUACGGUUCGCCUCACGUCGACGAACUAUGCACUCUGGGAAUUUCAAUUCCGAGUGUUUAUGGAAGGAAAAGUGUUACUAGGGAUCUUGGAUGGAAUGAUCCCUCAACCGAAUGCCGCAACCACUGCAGCCCAGGAGAGGGAAGCUUGGAAUCAAAAUGACGCAAGAAUAAGGAGCUAG